This is a messenger RNA of Octopus sinensis (East Asian common octopus), 390 nucleotides long. Its product is annotated as protein FAM200B-like. The record is from RefSeq and is a predicted model, not a curated record. The transcript has a single exon. The coding region runs from base 1 to 390 and encodes 129 amino acids. NCBI's taxonomy places the organism in Eukaryota, Metazoa, Mollusca, Cephalopoda, Octopoda, Octopodidae.
AUGGCUAUCAAGGUUGUCAACUUUGUUAAAGGUGGAGCCUUAAACAGUCGCCUUUUCAAACUGUUGUCUAAAGAUAUGGAAUCUGAACAUGAAGCAUUGCUUUUUCACACGAACAUACAAUGGCUAUCAAAGGGGAACAUGCUUGGACGACUUUAUGAACUACGAGAAGAAGUAGCUAUAUUUCUAGAUUUGCAACAGAAGGCAGAUCUCCAUGACAAGUUCCAGUCUGAAGGCUUUCAGCUAUCUCUAGCUUACCUGGUGGACAUCUUCGAAGCGUUGAAUGCUUUCGACCUUAAACUACAAGAGAAAAACAUCAACAUUCUCAUGCACCACAACACCAUUCGAACCUUCAUGGCCAAACUCAACCUCUGGAAAUGUCAAAUUCAGUAG